This is a messenger RNA of Symbiodinium pilosum, 759 nucleotides long. The record is from the annotation of a GenBank genome assembly. Lineage: Eukaryota; Dinophyceae; Suessiales; Symbiodiniaceae.
AUGUCUCUUGAGUUGGACUACCGCUUCACCUUCAUCACUUUGCAGGAGGAGCCUCUGGUUGAGCUUCGGCGCCGAGCAGCAAGCGUGCCGCCAAGGCUCACAGCAAGAGACCCGCUUUGCGCUGCUCAGGAGCAGGAGGUGGAGGAUGGCCGCUACGUGCAGUCUUUGCAGAAGAAGCUGGAGCCGCUCUUCCAAGCGUGGACUCCAGGGCCUGAAGUUUUUUUCACGAACGAUAUCCCUGUGGAGAAGAUGCCCUCUAUGAGUAGUGUGUCAACCCAAGAAAGCCAGCAAACAGAAAGCAAAUGCAAUCCUGGCAGUGCUGGACACCCAGAGUUGUGUCGAAGGCCCUGCAUCUACUUUGCCAUGGGCCAGUGCACCAAUCAGGGGGACUGCAACUUCUGCCAUUUGCCCCACAACAACCGGUCCUCAACUUUGGACAAGGGGCAACGGCAGCUGAUCAAGGAGAUGAGCCGACAUGAGUUCUUGUCAAUGCUGCUGCGCAGCCUGCGAGGUAAAGCAGCAGAGGGGCGUUUCGAACUGGACGCCCAAGAUGUGUUGCAGCUUUUCAAAGCGCAGCUCGCCCAGCUGAAGCCAACUACCAGCAAGGUCUCCAAAGCCAGGGUCAUGAGCCUCGAGAAGGCAUUGACCCGGAUGACCUUCUUCAGCGUUGCGAGUCUGACGUCUCGCGUAAACCUUGACCCAGGCUUUGUUGAGAAGUGCAAGGAGAAGGUGCACUCCUUGCGCGAAAAGUUGGCCUGA